AUGGCACCUGGCUAUAAGUACUACUCGGGCAUCGCUAUCGGAGCAGCUUACAUAUUUUCAUCAAUGCGACCCUUACCCUCUUCCGGUAACCGACAUCGUCCAUCCAUGCGACGGUCGGAGAAAAGCCUUGCAAAAUCAAGCACCAGAGCUGAUGGUCUCUACUCUGGGAGAUAA
Puccinia graminis f. sp. tritici CRL 75-36-700-3 is the source of this 174-nucleotide messenger RNA. RefSeq lists its product as uncharacterized. The coding region runs from base 1 to 174 and encodes 57 amino acids. The transcript has a single exon. The record is from RefSeq and is a predicted model, not a curated record. NCBI's taxonomy places the organism in Eukaryota, Fungi, Basidiomycota, Pucciniomycetes, Pucciniales, Pucciniaceae.